AUGGCGACAAAACAGUUCAACACUGGCGAUGUUCCGCCACGCGCCCGUCCCGCGUCCCACGAGACUCAGCCUUUCCUCAAGCUUGAUAACACUCGGCCUCCAAACGCUUGUAGAACUAGUCUUUAUUACGACUUGACUUCUCUGUGGCAUUUUCUCGACUCCGUGGCUUCCACCAAACAUCCUGGGAUAAUGGAGGACACCGAAGCACUCGUCUUGAAACUUGUCCGCAAAGUCCCACCGCCUUAUACUCCACUAAGAAACGAGGAAUAUCGAGUCAUGCAUCUCCAACCUCAGAACUCAAACGGGAUCGUCAAAUGUAGCUUUGUGAGCGCUACAGUUGAAGAAAGGGCCGGAAAGUACAAUGCUAUGUCAUACUGCUGGGGUCCCAUGCCGCAGCCUCGGAAAAUACCGUUUCUUGAAAGAAAGGCCAACGGCGGUAACUCAAACAUUGUUCACCAUGCUUUAUGUCUGGCUGGGCCCCGAACGCGAGGAUAGCGGUUAUGUUCUCAAACGUAUUGCCGACGAGGAUUUUGAGUCCCAGCUACAGGCAAGAUUUUGUAGGGGUAUGGAGCGCCUUUUGUUGAGACCUUGGUUCAGUC
Dothidotthia symphoricarpi CBS 119687 is the source of this 599-nucleotide messenger RNA. RefSeq lists its product as uncharacterized. NCBI's taxonomy places the organism in Eukaryota, Fungi, Ascomycota, Dothideomycetes, Pleosporales, Dothidotthiaceae. Bases 1 to 495 code for a protein of 164 amino acids. The record is from RefSeq and is a predicted model, not a curated record. The transcript has 2 exons.